CCGUCAGUUUUCGCUUCAGCUUUCCAGCCACUCAGUUCACGUCGAACAUUGAUGCAGUCGGUGUGCUACGAUUUCACUCGUAAUUUGUUUCGGCGUCAUUCUACGCUACACAUUUUGUUUGGUCUGAAUUAACGCUUCGAUGCUGUUUUUUCUAAAUCAUACGGAACGGAUGUUUUUGUUUGUGAGGGUCAGCGACACGGGCUAUAUUUUCCUCCAUCCGUGAGACGAAUACAACGGAGACCACGGAACGACGGGGAUACGAGAUUUCGUUUGUUUUGUGUUUUGGGAGAAGUCUAAAUUUAGCGUUGACCGAGAAGUGUUUCGAUGAAUUAACUCGUGCAGGAAGACCUUCGUUAGAAUUGGGUUGUGAAACGGAAACAGAUGAAUGCGGAAGUGAAACAGAGAGGAACUAAAAAACAGAGAAGAACGAACCAGGGGAACUCGCUAUUGGCGUUGGCUACGUCUCCCAUAUACAAGGCAAAUAAUUGAGGAAUGAUAUCAUCGUCGUUCACAGUGAUUUGACCGCCCCAUUCGGCGCUACUCCGGUGCGGAAACUAGCAAAAAAUAAAUAUAGUUGAAGUGUUGUUAAGUGUAAAACAUUGAACGAAUACCGUCACCACCGUGAAGCGGCAUUGCUGUCUAUUGAGGUCAUCGAAGAUGUUCGCUGGUUAUUGCCGCUGCUAGUUUGCGGGCCGUUGGAAAACUUUCUCGCAAAAUACUCCAGUGGAACGGCAAAUUUCCGAGAGAAUAGUGCAGCAAAAAUAGUGCACAGCACUGCGUAUUAUGAGCGCUAGUCGGAUCCCCAAGUUUUUAAAACCGGAUGACGAGUCAUUCUCAUCAGAACGUGACGCAGCCCCUACCGAUGAUCACGUAACCUCGUUCGUGUUCAACGCCCAUCACUCGCUCAACCUUUCCGCGCAGCGCGAACGUCUUCCGAUCCGACAGUAUCGCGACAAGAUCCUCUACUGUCUCGAGAACUACCAAACGCUGGUACUGGUCGGCGAAACGGGGUCCGGCAAGAGCACACAAGUACCGCAGUACCUGUACGAGUUCGGAUGGCAGGUAAAGGGACUGAUCGGUAUCACCGAGCCGCGCCGCAUCUCGGCCAUCACACUGGCAGACCGCGUGGCGACAGAGCGCGGGGAGCUGAGUGGCGACACGGUGGGGGUAUCGAUUCGCUUCGUCUCGAAAUUCGAUCCAUCCCGGACCAAGAUCAAAUACAUGACCGAAGGAAUUCUGCUGAGGGAGAUGAUGGCCGAUCCUCUGCUGACCCAGUACGGUGUGAUAAUAGUCGAUGAGGCUCACGAGCGGAGCAUACUCACCGACACCGCCCUGGGACUUUUGAAAAAGAUUGCUCGAAAGAGACCAUCGCUGAAGAUUAUUAUUUCGUCGGCCACGGUUGAUGCGGAGUUGUUCCAGGAGUUUUACAACUUGAAGAAGAAGGGCGAGAAGAAGGACACUUCAGUUAUACUAACAGUCGAGGGGCGAAUGUUUCCGUACGAAGUUUUUUAUUUGAACGAGCCCUGUCCAGAUUAUGUGAAGGCCACUGUAGAAACGGUUAUGAAGAUCCAUCGUAACGAACAGAGAGGUGAUGUGCUGGCGUUUUUGACUGGUCAGGAAGAGGUACUCAAGGCGUUUGAUUUGCUCCGUGAGCACAACGAUUCCAGCGGGAAGGAUGACAUGAUGAUUCUUCCCAUGUAUGGAACAUUAUCUAACACGGAUCAGUUGAAGGUAUUUUUUAGUGCUCCAAAAGGGGUGCGGAAAAUUAUUCUGGCAACCAACAUUGCUGAGACAUCUGUGACCAUCCCGGGUAUUGUUUAUGUUAUCGAUUGUGGUUUCGUCAAGCUCAACUGGUAUUCAGCAGAAAGCACCACCAACAGUCUGGUAGUUGUUCCCACGAGUAAGGCGGCCGCAGAACAGCGCGCUGGUCGAGCUGGACGGGUUCGCAGUGGCAAGGUUUACCGUCUGUAUACAGAACAGGAAUGGGAGAAAUUACCCGAUCAUACUCCACCCGAAAUGCGUCGAUCGGAUCUCUGCAGCACGGUUCUCUACCUAAAAGCGCUUGGAAUCGACAAUAUUUUAAGAUUUACAUUCCCUUCUCCACCACCGGCGAAGAACCUUCUAGCUUCUUUAGAAACAUUAUACGCGCUAGAGGCCCUAGACGCGAAGGGAAAUCUAACGAGCCCGGUUGGGUAUUUCCUUGCGGAGAUGCCGAUCAAUCCGAUGAUGGCUAAAAUGUUGUACAAGGCUGGGGAAAUGGGUUGCUCGGAAGAGAUCGUCACCAUUAUUGCUAUGCUGCAAGUCCAGUCCGUAUUCUCCAAGCCAGCUAGCGGUCAAGCAUCGAUACGAGCACGAAUAGCUAAGCGUAACUUUGAGGUGGAAGAGGGCGAUUUGAUUACCCUUUUAAAUGUUUACGCGUCGUUUGUGGAAAAUGAUCGCACGAAAGAGUUUUGUGGGCGCAAUUUUCUUAUUUAUCGAAAUUUGAAAAGAGCUCACGAAAUCAAAAAUCAACUCUGCGGGAUGUUGGAACGAGAACUGAAUAUUCCACUGCUUUCCUGCAACGGUAACGUUGAAACAAUUUGCCGCUGCAUCGUUACCGGAUUCUUCUCCUAUGCCGCCUAUCUGCAUCAUUCGGGAGUUUAUAAGACUGUGCGAGGCAAUACAGAGCUAGCGAUACAUCCUAUCUCAGCUCUUUAUACGGAAGUACAACCCCAGUGGGUAGUUUUUUGUGAACUGAUGCACACCACAAAACUGUUCAUGAAAGACAUAACGGUCAUCAAGCAAGAGUGGCUCACCGAAUUGGCACCACAUUAUUAUCACAAAGUAACAGUGAAGGAUUUCUAACGCGAAUAAAA
This is a messenger RNA of Toxorhynchites rutilus septentrionalis, 2855 nucleotides long. RefSeq names its product probable ATP-dependent RNA helicase DHX35. The record is from RefSeq and is a predicted model, not a curated record. Lineage: Eukaryota; Metazoa; Arthropoda; Insecta; Diptera; Culicidae. Gene Ontology annotation, cellular component: catalytic step 2 spliceosome; intracellular anatomical structure. Bases 784 to 2844 code for a protein of 686 amino acids. The transcript is spliced from 6 exons. Gene Ontology annotation, molecular function: ATP hydrolysis activity; RNA binding.